UGCUGCUGGUAUGUGUGCAUACCCUCCAGUGAUGGUUCCAUGCAGGGGCGGACUGACCAUUUGGAAAUUUGGGCACUGCCCAAGGCCUGGGGUCAAUAGGGGGCCCCAUGAGAUGCCCCUGGUACCUUUUUCAUAGGCUUUUUUGAGUUUGGGCAAGGACACAGGGGCCCCAUGAUCCCCUAUUGCCCGGGGCCCCUGGGUCAGUAGGGGGCCCCAUGAGAUGCCCCUGGUACCUUUUUUAUAGGCUUUUUUGAGUUUGGGCAAGGACACAGGGGCCCCAU
Staurois parvus is the source of this 281-nucleotide messenger RNA. NCBI's taxonomy places the organism in Eukaryota, Metazoa, Chordata, Amphibia, Anura, Ranidae. The record is from the annotation of a GenBank genome assembly.